Molecule: messenger RNA, 1456 nt
Organism: Frieseomelitta varia
Lineage: Eukaryota; Metazoa; Arthropoda; Insecta; Hymenoptera; Apidae
Gene: beta3GalTII
Product: beta-1,3-galactosyltransferase 6
Exons: 2
Coding region: 218-1231 (337 amino acids)
Biological process (GO): glycosaminoglycan biosynthetic process
Cellular component (GO): membrane
Molecular function (GO): UDP-galactosyltransferase activity
Source: RefSeq, a predicted model, not a curated record
CAAUAAAGUUAGGUUUCCCGUUGUCAAUUUUUCGCAUAAAAUUUAUUUGAAUGUUAAUAUAAAAAGAAGUAAGAUUUUUUUUUCGAAAAAUGUUUACGUAAUCGAUCACGACGAUUUAAAAGUUAAGCAUCUAAGAAAAAUGUCGAUUUAUCGAGUGUUGCACGUGAGAAGGUAGUAUUCGACAGGUUAAGAAUGCGAAUAUAAAUGUGUUUACUAAAUGAAUUCCGUGAUGAUUUUACCGUUAAAACCAUCUUCGAAAAGUCUCUUCAUGAUGAUCAGGAAAAAAUUACACAUGAAACUAAACAUCUCAACUUUGCUGAUCAUGCUGUUAAUUGUUUUUUUAUGUAUACAUUAUUUGUCUUCUACAAGAUGUUCCUCCAACGAGCAAGAGGUAAGGAACAAGCCGAAAGUUAGGCUUAUAAUACUUGUAUUCUCUAGUCCGGAUAAUCUAGAACGAAGAGCCACUAUCAGAAAAACAUGGCUGGCCCAAAAGCAAGCCACGGUCAAGCACUUCUUUGUAGUGGGAACAUCAAAUUUACAACAGGAACAAAGAGAAACCUUACAGUCUGAGAAGCAGAAGUUUGAUGACUUACUAUUGUUAUCAAGACUGCCAGAUUCUUAUGGAACUCUGACGAAGAAACUUUUGUAUGCACUUAAUGAAAUCCAUGGAUUUUAUGAAUUUGACUUUCUGAUGAAAUGUGACGACGAUACAUUUGCUCUGGUACACAAGAUUUUAAAAGAGCUAGACAAAUGGGAUGGAAAAGGGACAAGGAAGGAAUUGUAUUGGGGAUUUUUUAAUGGAAAAGCACAAGUGAAAAGAAGCGGGCCAUGGAAAGAGACAGAUUGGAUACUGUGCGACUACUAUCUUCCUUAUGCACUUGGAGGGGGAUAUAUCUUGUCUUAUAAUUUAGUAAAGUUUAUUGCUACAAAUGCAGACAUUUUAAAAUUGUAUAAAGCAGAGGAUGUGUCUGUCGGUCUUUGGAUAGCACCACUGGCGAACAUUGAACGAAAACACGACGUACGUUUUGAUACGGAGUACAGAUCGCGUGGAUGUUCCAAUCAGUAUAUAGUUACACACAAACAGACCAUUGAGAACAUGAAAAACAUGCACGAAUAUUAUCAAGCGUCUGGAGCAUUAUGCAUAAAAGAAAUAAGAACUCGUAUGAGCUAUCAAUACAAUUGGACAGUUCCACCUAGUCAGUGUUGCAAUUUACAAUCGGAUAUUCCAUAACAACCAAACUUCCUUUUUUUUAAUAUAUUUGAUAUUCUAGUCAUCACCUAUUUUAAAAGUAUUACAUAUAUUUUAUCACUAAAACUAAAUUUGUUGUUGGUAAAUACCAACAUCAUAAAUUUUUUAUUUAUAUCAACGUGUCUGUAAUAUUUCUAUUUAAGCAAUGAUGUUUUAUAGUUUUUGCGGUUAGUUAAACGAGAAAAGCCAAUAAAUGAAUAAUUCGAA